This is a messenger RNA of Protopterus annectens (West African lungfish), 1611 nucleotides long. RefSeq names its product nucleolin (gene NUCLEOLIN). The transcript is spliced from 8 exons. Bases 1 to 1236 code for a protein of 411 amino acids. The record is from RefSeq and is a predicted model, not a curated record. Lineage: Eukaryota; Metazoa; Chordata; Ceratodontiformes; Protopteridae. Gene Ontology annotation, molecular function: RNA binding.
AUGGAGCUUCAGAAUGUAAAUAAAGAUGCCUGUGUGAUGGAUGUUACAAAUGAGAAGCAUUUAGCUGUCUCCAUGGCGAAGGAAGUAAGCGAGUCUGUUGUAGUGUUGCAGAUAAAAGAACUGGCAUCAGAAGGGCUUGCAGAUGAUGUUCUGUUAAAAAUAAUUGAGCAAGAUGAUCUAGGUGACAGUUCUGCUGGAAGUGUGACAGAUGGAAAUACUGCCACCACAGCUGUCUGGAAUGUUGUAAAUGGUUAUGUGUCAUUUUUGAAUAUCAACUGCAAUAAAGUCAUUUUAUAUCUGCCCCCCACCCCCUUUUUUUUUUUGUCAAAUUGUGAAAGGAUUGCAUACAUUGAAUUCAAAACAGAAGCUGACGCAGACAAAGCAUUGGAAGAUAAUCAAGGAGCAGACUUAAAAGGGAGAGCAAUGCUUAUUGAUUUUAUUGGAUCGAAAAGUCAGAAUGUGUCCAAAAGGAAAGAACCCUACCAGUCUGGCAAGGAAUCCAAGACUGUCGUCAUAAAUAAUUUGGCAUAUUCUGCCACAGAAGCAAGCAUUCAGGACAUAUUUGAGAAAGCAUCCUCUAUUAGGAUACCACAGAAAAAUGGAAGGCCAAAAGGUUUUGCAUUUGUGGAUUUUGAAACUGUGGAAGAUGCCAAAGAGGCUUUGGAAACCUACAACAACACAGAAAUUGAAGGCAGAACAGUCAGACUUGAAUACAGUCAGAGUGAUAAGUCUGUUUUUAAAUCUGGUAAGUUAACUUUUUUCUUCUCCUGUGUUCUUUUCUGCUGUUAUAUUGACUGUUUCAGAGACAUUAUGUCUAAAGAACAUAGGCCCUCAGGGUUCAAACUGAUUCUCCAGCUUAGUAUGUUCGGUUUUAUUUUCUGGUUACCACCUGAAAAACAAAAUUGUUUUGGCAACUUCAGGUUUGGCUUUGUGGACUUCAGAACUGAAGAGGAGGCCAAAGCAGCAAAGGAAGCUAUGGAAGAUGGGGAGAUAGAUGGAAGCAGAGUUACUUUGGAUUAUGCCAAGCCCAAAGGUGAAAGCCAAGGUGGUUUCAGAGGAGGUCGUGGUGGCCGCUUCAGAGGAGGAGGAAGAGGUGGUGGAGGAAGAGGUGGUGGACGAGGUGGAGGCGGCGGCAGGGGAUUUGGAGGAAGAGGUGGCGGUGGAGGCUUUGGUGGCGGCUUUAGAGGAAGACAUGACAAUACACCCAGAGGAAAAAAGAUAAAGUUUGGAGACUGAAUUUUUCCUUUGGGGGAAACUCUUGGAAUCUUAAUUUUAUUUUUAUGUUCUUCCAUGCGAUGACAUUGGUCUUAUGGACAUUCCUGACUGAGCUGCAAUUCCCCAUGUAUCAGUAAAAGUGCGAACUUGCAUAGGAAUGCUUUUUGUCAGAAGCCUGACUUGGAAUGUAGACCACUUUUUUCUCGAACUGCCGGGUGGGGAAUGGACUUUAUGGUGCAGUGCCACCUGUGAAAUUGUCGGAUGCAGUUUAUAAAUGUAAUUCAUUUUAAACCGAAUUGUUUUCCUAUAUGAAAUGUAUGUAGUUUUCUGUAUAAAAAGAUUUUAUCGUGGUUUUGAGAACUGUCUCAAGACAGAUUAAAAGGACCUAAACCAGUA